AUGAUUUACUUACAAAUUCCAUAUUUAAAUGCAGGGCAGAAUCUAGACAGUAUGCUCCAUGGCACUGGGAUGAAAUCAGACUCCGAUCAGAAAAAGUCAGAAAAUGGAGUAACCUUAGCACCGGAGGAUACUUUGCCUUUUUUAAAGUGCUACUGCUCAGGACACUGCCCAGAUGAUGCUAUUAAUAACACAUGCAUAACUAAUGGACAUUGCUUUGCCAUCAUAGAAGAAGAUGACCAGGGAGAAACCACAUUAGCUUCAGGGUGUAUGAAAUAUGAAGGAUCUGAUUUUCAGUGCAAGGAUUCACCAAAAGCCCAGCUACGCCGGACAAUAGAAUGUUGUCGGACCAAUUUAUGUAACCAAUAUUUGCAACCCACACUGCCCCCUGUUGUUAUAGGUCCAUUUUUUGAUGGCAGCAUUCGAUGGCUGGUUUUGCUCAUUUCUAUGUCUGUCUGCAUAAUUGCUAUGAUCAUCUUCUCCAGCUGCUUUUGUUACAAACAUUAUUGCAAGAGUAUCUCUAGCAGACGUCGUUAUAAUCGUGAUUUGGAACAAGAUGAAGCAUUUAUUCCAGUUGGAGAAUCAUUAAAAGACCUUAUUGACCAGUCACAGAGUUCUGGUAGUGGAUCUGGACUGCCAUUAUUGGUUCAGCGAACUAUUGCCAAACAGAUCCAGAUGGUUCGGCAAGUUGGUAAAGGACGAUAUGGAGAAGUGUGGAUGGGCAAAUGGCGUGGUGAAAAAGUGGCAGUGAAGGUAUUCUUUACCACGGAAGAAGCUAGCUGGUUUCGAGAAACAGAAAUCUACCAAACUGUGCUAAUGCGCCAUGAAAACAUACUUGGUUUCAUAGCAGCGGACAUUAAAGGUACAGGUUCCUGGACUCAGCUCUAUUUGAUUACUGAUUACCAUGAAAAUGGAUCUCUUUAUGACUUCCUGAAAUGUGCUACACUAGACACCAGAGCCCUGCUCAAGUUGGCUUAUUCAACUGCCUGUGGUCUGUGCCACCUUCACACAGAAAUUUAUGGCACUCAAGGAAAGCCUGCAAUUGCUCAUCGAGACCUAAAGAGCAAAAACAUCCUCAUCAAGAAAAAUGGAAGUUGCUGUAUUGCUGACCUGGGCCUUGCUGUUAAAUUCAACAGUACUAUCCUCUUUUCUCAGUCACCAAACUUACUUGAAAUGCUAAAUAGUUGGUAUAUUUUGUCCAGCCAUUAUUUUUGUGCCCACUGUGUUCUGCCACUCCCUACAGGGAUAGUAGAAGAGUACCAAUUGCCAUACUACAACAUGGUACCCAGCGAUCCAUCCUAUGAAGAUAUGCGUGAGGUUGUGUGUGUCAAACGUUUGCGGCCACUUGUGUCUAAUCGAUGGAACAGUGAUGAAUGUCUGCGAGCAGUUUUAAAGCUAAUGUCAGAAUGCUGGGCCCACAAUCCAGCUUCCAGACUUACAGCAUUGAGAAUCAAGAAGACACUUGCCAAGAUGGUUGAAUCCCAAGACGUAAAGAUCUGACAGUCUGGAGGAGGAACUCCAGACUGCAAGAACUGUUUUUACCCAAGGAAUGGGUAGAAUUAGGAUGGACUAAAGAUGUUAACUUGGUUCUCAGACUCUCUCCUCAAGACACAUUCACAGGCUGCUAAUAUUAAACCUUUCAGUACUCUUAUUAGAAUACAAGCUGGGAACUUUGUAUAUGGACAGCUUUAUUUUAAAUGUGGUUUUUGAUGCCUUUUUUUUUUUAAAUUAGGUUUUUAUGAACUGCAUCAAGACUUCUAUCAUGUUUAAUAAGUCUCCAGUCAAACCCUGGGUACUGAAUUGCCUGUUUAUAAAAUGGUGCUUUCUGUGAAAGCCUUAAGAAGAUAAAUGAGUUCAGCAGAAAUGGAGAAAUAUACGCUUUUGCCUUCUACCUGAGAAAAUUUAAUCUGUUUGAAUUCUACCUUUAUAGAACAGCCUAUAGAUUGUGGUCUGUUUGAGAUACUGCUUAGUUUACGGUAGUUUGUCAUGCCUUCCUUGAUAACGGAGUGUGUAUGUGUACACACACAUGCACACCAGGAUUCCUCUGCUGCCAUGUGAAUUAGAAGAAAAUAAUUUGUGAAUGCACAGGAAGAUAUCAGUGGCCAGUGGUUUUGUGCUUUAAAAAUGCAAUAUCUGACCAAGAUCCACCAAUCCUAUAAAAGCCAUUUACCUUGCAAGUGAGGUAGCUAGCCAGCCAACAUUAUUUUUUUAACAUAAAAUGUUGCUAUAAAGGCCAAAAGAAGUUUAAAGGGUGUAUAAAUUUAAACUAUUUUCCUUCCACAGCCAUCUUUGGGUGGUUUGUUUUCUUUUAAUUUUUUUUUCUGGUAGUUAUUUUUGUCAUGGAAAGCAUCCUGUGCAAAGUUGGAGCUCCCAGUGCUAUGAACCAUGUUUAUAAAGAAAGCACUUCCUAAUGAAGUGAAUUAACUGCAUUUGAUAGCAAUGAAAGUGCCUAUAACCAUGUUCUGUAUUCCUUAUUCUCAGUAACUUUUUAAAGGGAAGUUAUUUA
This is a messenger RNA of Otolemur garnettii (small-eared galago), 2503 nucleotides long. RefSeq names its product bone morphogenetic protein receptor type 1A (gene BMPR1A). The record is from RefSeq and is a predicted model, not a curated record. Gene Ontology annotation, molecular function: SMAD binding; transforming growth factor beta receptor activity, type I; ATP binding. Lineage: Eukaryota; Metazoa; Chordata; Mammalia; Primates; Galagidae. Gene Ontology annotation, biological process: protein phosphorylation; BMP signaling pathway; cellular response to growth factor stimulus. Bases 1 to 1497 code for a protein of 498 amino acids. The transcript has 10 exons. Gene Ontology annotation, cellular component: signaling receptor complex; plasma membrane.